GUUUGUUUAAUAUUCCAGCUGGGAGCAACCGCGCCUCAUUGCUACUGUAUAGCCGACACAGGGCGAGCCCUGUUUUGAAUUUCUUUGUGUUUAAGUGUAGAAUGACAGUGCUGAGAAAAGAGAAAACCGGUCGGAGGAGGUAAACGGGUUCGGGCCUCGGCUGGAGGAGCUGGUGUGACGUAGCAGUCCACCAACAGAAACACACAGACAGACACACGCCACACACCGGCUGCUGCUGCGCCUGCCACAAUCUCAAUGUGGGGAAAUGACCGCGAGUGACCUCAAAGAAAACACUGCAUUUUAGCGACGGCUCGCAUUUCCAUUUUAUACAUAAUUAUAUAAAAAAUGCGCGUUACAUUUUAGCGUGAUAUUCUAUGGUAACAUACGUUACAUUUCGGAAAAGGAUACGGUUUAGCUGCUCGCGCUACUGUCUCAUUAGCUUACAAGCAGUAGGGCUAACAUUAGCUAGCUAAGCUAAAGUAGCCGGGCUAGCUAGUACAUUUGUCUUUCCUGCAGAUGCUAGGCUAGGCUAGCUGCUGCCAUGGAUAAAGCCAAGUCAAUGAUCGACAAGAAAGGAGCGUCGGGACCCUUUCAUGUCAACAACGGUCAGAGCCAGAGGGGGUUUCACGCUAACGGCAGCUGUUGCAGUAGCAAUACAUUCGGCUCGAGCACCGGCGGACCCAACAGCAGCACGUUUGAGAACAUGCAUCAUCUGCACCGCGGGGACGAUGCGGAGUGCAACGGGUCCCCGGCGAAGAGAUGCAGGCUACGGAGGAGGACGGAGUCGUUGAGGCGGAGCAGACCCCCCUUCCCCUGGUUCGGUAUGGACAUUGGUGGCACCUUGGUCAAGUUGGUGUACUUUGAGCCAGUCGAUAUAACUGCAGAGGAGGAACAGGAAGAAGUGGAAAACCUCAAGUCCAUCCGCCGCUACCUCACCUCAAAUGUGGCCUAUGGUAAAACCGGCGUCCGUGACGUCCACCUGGAGCUGAGGAACCUGACCAUGUGCGGCAGGACGGGGAACCUGCACUUCAUCCGCUUCCCAACGCAGGCCAUGCACCAUUUCAUCCAGAUGGGUCGCGACAAGAACUUCUCCAGUUUGCACACAACACUCUGCGCCACCGGAGGCGGGGCGUACAAGUUCGAGAAUGACUUCAGAACAAUGGCUGACCUGGAGCUGCUGAAGCUUGACGAGCUGGACUGCCUGAUCCGCGGCCUGCUGUUCGUGGACCGGGUGAGCUUCAAUGGACACCCAGAGGGCUACUACUUCCAGAACCCAUCAGACACCCAGAGCUGCGUGAAGAAGACCUGCACCCUGGACAACCCUUUCCCCAUGCUGCUGGUCAACAUUGGCUCUGGGGUCUCCAUACUGGCCGUGUACUCUGAGAACAACUACAAACGGGUGACUGGGACCAGUCUGGGAGGUGGUACAUUCCUGGGCCUUUGCUGUCUGCUGACGGGCUGCGAGACAUUCGAGGAGGCGUUGGAAAUGGCCAGCAAGGGCGACUCUACCAACGUGGACAAACUGGUGAAAGAUAUCUACGGAGGAGACUACGAGCGCUUUGGCCUGCAGGGCUCUGCUGUCGCAUCCAGUUUUGGCCACAUGAUGAGCAAAGAGAAGCGAGACAGCAUCAGCAAGGAAGACCUGGCCAGAGCCACACUGGUCACCAUCACUAACAACAUAGGAUCCAUAGCACGGAUGUGUGCUGUCAAUGAGAACAUCGAGCGUGUGGUCUUUGUUGGGAACUUCCUUCGUAUCAACACAGUGUCCACAAAACUGCUAGCCUAUGCCAUGGACUUCUGGUCUAAAGGACAACUAAGAGCCCUUUUCCUGGAACACGAGGGUUAUUUUGGAGCUGUCGGGGCGCUGAUGGAGCUGCUCAAGACAACAGAGGACCCCUAAAAGAAAUGAUCUUGUGACAUCAUCAACCCUCGACAAGACGAUGUCAUCCACCCCUGAAUGCUGUGAUGUCAUCUACUCACGAUGCUGUGACGUCAUCAACUUUUGAUGCUGCUGAAAGGUCCCGUUCACAGAGACCGCUAAAGGAACACUAAGAGAGACACAGAAACUGAGAAAAGCCAUUUUAAUAAUUUAACACUUGUAAAUAAUGAUAACCUCUAACUUUCAUCUCCUAAACUUCCCAAACAGAGUCCCCCUAUCAUAGAGGUUUUAAUAUUGUAAUCUUUAAUUUAUGGUUUCCUGUAAUCACUCUGUUGCUUCCUGUAAUCAGCCCUGUGUCAGGAAGCACAGAGACAGAGUAUUUUAGUGUUUUUUGUCACUGUGUAUUUGUGUGAAUAGCUACUGUAGCAUUAAGUCCUGGAGGCUGUGGUUUCACGGGCAACUAUUUGUGCAAGAAUAUUUUAAUGUGGGCUGUCUGCACAGAAAUUAAGUUACUCUUUUAAAGUAAUUGGGCAUUUUUACCUGCAGGGGCUCAAGAUUAUUUUUUUUUGUGACCACAGAAACAUAAUUUGACCAGCAAUGCCUCCUGCCGUCAGCUGUCAGUGUGCAGACAGUGGAUGCUGUAAAACCAUCAAGACCACAGAUAGUGGUCCCCCAGCUCCAAACUGCAGCUGCACAGCAGUCGUGGCAGCAGCUAAGGGUUGGGAGGCAAUUUGCACAAAAAGUUGCCCACAACAAUGCUACAGUCUUUUAAGGAGUGCACUGAAGCCAAAUCCUGUUGAGGUUCGUACGGCACCUGCCUCCUUCAGCCUAGAUGGAUAACCUAUAAACGGUCUUUGAUUCUUUGUGUUGCUCACUGACUGCACAUGGCCUUUGCUUUUUGUUUGUUUCUCCUCCAUCUGCCUACAUAUAAACAACAUUAACAACACCAUAUUGCCACACAUGCAUACCUAACCUGUUGAGUUUAGUGUUAGAUGAUGGGACCAAGACAUUGUCUUUCAACAGAUGGCGCUACAACUGUGUCCGCAUUGUUGAUUUCUGUUAACUAGCAUCACCACAACUACAGUUCAGGACCCAGUCGGCCUCAGUGACCUGUGUUUGUGAAAUACUUUGGGAUUUUUGUAAUCUCUGUAGGGAAUCAUCCUUUCUUUUCUCUUACCCUUCCCGGUCUGUCAACAUUACUUCAGGAGAGUGGAGGCCUGCCUUGUUUGGAUGUUGCAGUGUGAUUUAAUGAGGCGGCCAGGCUGAGCUAACGCAGGCUGCGAUUAAAAAUGCUCCAUGUGAAUCCUUGCAUAAAAAGGGUUCAGUAGUAGAUGCAGAUGCAGAAGAAUGGUGUCAUCUUUUGGAAGACAGUGGGGACCAAGAUGCUUUUAGCCAAGAGUUGCCCCUCAUGUAAAAUACACUAACGCAAAUUUGCCAGCAACAACAUUUUUACUGUAUAAUGGUGCAGAUAUUGUGCAGUAGUUGAUGCUUUAUUCUGAAAGUGCUGCUGGGUAGGUGCAGUUUUAUUCCCCCCACUUUGUACUCGAAAACAAUGAGAAAAAUGUUAUAGUAGUUGGCCAACAUUUCCCAGCUACAACUCCAAUUAUCACGUUUUUAUUCUUCUUAGACCCUUUCAGACUGAGCUUCAUUUCAACCAUGAAAACCUGGGGUAUUGAACACGCCCAGGUCCAGAUUGACUAACUUGUGUUUAAAGGGAAAUUUGCAGAACUGAUCAGAAUUAACCACACUUAUGCAAAAGAUAGACAUUUAAGCAAUUCUUUUUUUAAAUGUUGUAUUUACAAAAUACUAAUAGUUUAAAUUGUAGUGAAACUAUGGCCUGAAAUUCUAGGAUGGAAACCCUUCUUGCUUGCCUGACUUGCCUGUAAUACUGUUAUGUUAUUAUGCAUGACAAGAGGCUUUGUCAUCAGUGAACUUUCCAGUCAUCGUUAAUUAAUUAUAGAAUUAUUGCAUUAUAGCUGUUUUAGAGAAACAUGGUGUAGAGUUUCCUGUAAUGUUUCCUGUCCCAGCUGGGACCUUUACAGCCUUUUUUCUAUGUCUAUUGCCCAAGCAGUUGAACAGUAAAGCUGAGUGGUGCGGUCUCCACUGUCCACUGCUUUACAUAUUAAGUACCACUGUCUACAUGCCUUUACUCUCCAGCAGAAAAACUGUGCUCUUUCCCUUUUUGGAAUCAGUCUGUGUAAUUCACCUCCAUCUCUCAGUUUUUUGUACUCCACAUUAUUUGUUGUUAAAAUACCUCCAAGCAAACACUACCAACACUUUGUGGUGUGUUAGUUUUCUGUGUUUCUGAGCCUGAUGUACACAUGUACAAGGGUUUUUAUAUUUCACCUACAGUAAUAAUAACAAGGGUAAAAUCCUAAUCAGUAAUGUUAUGUAAGUAUUCUGGACGUCUCAUUGACAAAAUUGAGUGAUUGCAGUUAUCUCCUCUUCACCUUCUAACAUACCCGUGGACUACACUUGUUGACCCCAACAAAAAACAUGUUUGCUGCUAUUCAGUUCUAGACAAAGGGCGUUUGAUUAUAGGCUACGUAGUUCUUCGACAGUUGUUAUUUUAAGAUGAUGUUUUUAUCCACAGGAACUCACAAUACACUAACAUUUAAAAAGUUUUGCUGUUGAAGCAGUUGUGUUUGCAAAUUAUAGAUUGAACAGAAUCAAAAUAGAUGAGGGUCCUUUUUUGUGAUUUCUAAUUUUUAUUUUUUCCUUUUUAAUAAACUCAUUAGGUAACAAUACAUAAUAAUCACAUUUUUACAGAGUGGAUACCCUGCAGUUCAUACAAACUAAAAGUCCAAACUUAAUAUAUAUCUACCGUGGAUACUUUGAUUGUAAUAGGCAUUAUUAACUACCUAUUAGCUUCAAUAAUCCAAAUACCAACAUUUAUGCAAGUGUUAAGAGUAAAACUGUGGUGAAAUACUUUUGAAGUAGUAGUGUUUUAAAAGGAGCUUGGAGUAUUGCAACCAUUUCCUCUGGAAACAUUGAAUCAUCAGUGUGUUCGAUCCUGCUUGUUUUCAGCUGCUAUGACGCUGUAAAUGUUCUUUUUGGUUUGUUUUCUUAUUUUGCCUUGUUCCAACUCAUGUUUGGAUGAUAAUAGUGGCCUCAACCUGUCAGGUACCACUCAUCUUUAAAAUCAGGCUGGUGUUGGUUAUCUUGUGCCACCCCUUCUUCUCAUCUGAAAACCCCAAUCAGUUGCCUUCACUGUGUGUUAGCCUUGUUACACCAGUCUAUGCCCUUCAGUUUCCUGUGAUUUAAUUUCAAUUUCUUACCUGCUGUACUUCACCUCGAUGUGUUUGUAACGUUACGAGUGCAACCAUCUUUGGGUUUCACUCUUUCUUUCUGUGCUUGUUUUCUUUGCCAUUGUACAGUAACAGAAUAUUCAGUGCAGUUAACACACAUUCACAGUUUGAAUAUCAGAUUGUGGCAUUCACAACUCACCUGUUAGCCCCAAGUGUGUCUUAGUACAAGAGCAGCAUUAACUUGAACUGCAGUGGUUUUAAUAAUACAGUUUGAUCAUUUGAAAAGCCACAGCAUCCUUUAUGUAUCACUGAUCAUUAUUAAUUAAAUGAACUUGAAUUUUAGAUGUUUUGGGCAACUAUUUGGUUUGGGAACAUUUUUCAAAAGGUAUGUCCUAUUACUAUUUUUAUCCUUUGUUUUUGUCGCAAGUAGUAAGUAAUAGUGUGGGUUAAUGUGUUUUCCCCAUGUGAUUUGAAUAUACUGUUGUGAAGAAUUUCUUUUAAUGGUUUGAUUGUUUUUUUUUUGUUGGCACGAUAGAACCAGUGUGACUGUUUGCAGAAAUGUAAAAUCCCUGCUAUCAUGCUCUGUCAGGCUGAAGAAGCCAUAUCAAAAAUGUGAUUUAGAGCACUUGAGUUGUACCUUUGAAACCCAUACCACCACUGUCCUGCAGAGCCUUUUAUCUCAGAACAGGUCAACACCCAAGUAGAGUGAGCAUUUUAUUCUGUUUUAACAUUUUACGCUAUGCUGUUUAACAUGUGGCUCAGUCCGGGUGUUCGUUUUAAGAUAGAUGACAUGGGUUGGAAAGUUGAUCAUUUUAAACUGUACCUGGUAUGUUCGCAGUGACAGUGUAAUUGCAAGUUAUAACAUAAUUUUCAUACUCAACUAAUGUAAAACUGUUUCAAGCCAGAGUUACAGACUGUCAUGGCGAUCUCAUGAGUUCAAAUACUUGUAGUAUUUUUUGUACCUAACUAUUGUAGUAAUUUACUGCUGCAGCUUCAGUAUUUUGGAGAACAAAAAAAGGAAUAACACUUGUGAAAUUGAAAUUCUAUACAUAAACUGUUGUUUUCAGCAACAACACUCAUGAAACACAUUAUUUAAAGCAGUAUCACAUCUUGCACUGUAGUUGACAUUUUUGUGAGGUUUUGUCCUUUCCACACAUUUUCUGUGACUACAACACAGAUACGGUAUGAGGCAAGUAUUCAGUCAUUUGAGUAUAUUAGCUUUUAAGCCUAGAUUUUCUUCAUUCGUUAUCAUGAGUCAAAAAUGUGGGUGUUUAUUUGUUUGAUGACGGUCUGAGUUGUGAGUUUGGGUUUUCAACCUCAGUAACACUUUGUUUCGGGUUCAUUUCCCACUGGGACCACCUGUACUCAGAUCAGUAUGCGUUUCUCGGUACUGCAAGGAGCUUUGGCUUAAAGCGCCACGGAACGGCAAAUGCCAUGUCAUCCAUAGUGAAAAUCUAACCAACGGGCUAUGCAGUAACUCGUCCAUCAAUCCCUUGGUCCCUUUCAACAAACUCACCUUUUUUCUAAAGCUACAGAGUUAAUUUGACUUGUUUUGUAAAUGUAAAGAAAAAAAAAAAAAAAAUAUAUAUAUAUAUAUAUACAUACAUACACACCCUGUUAGUUUGCCCCAGUUAGAAAUCCUGUUUGAAUCUUGACGGAGAGAGUUUCUCCUCUUGAAGUUUCUGUCCUGCUGAUGUAGUUGUUAACACUAUUUAAGAUGGAUGCUCGCAACAGGAUGGUUUAGGCCGAAUUAUACGCCAAAAUGAGCGUACCAAGCAUAUUUUUUUCAGUGUGAUCUGUGUGACAUAAUCAUGCUUACCUUCAGCUAUUAUCCUAGUUUAGGAUAGAUAUUAAACCGUAAACACCUUGUUGCUGUCAAACCUCAUGUUGCAUACUAGUCACGGUGACAUAAUGUCCCUUGUGACCUUCUGGCCUGCUUUAUACCCCACUUUGCUAAAAACGUCAGGAUUUCCUCAGAGGUUGUUGAUCUGGUCAAACAUCCUGUUGUGUGAACACAUCCAGCCUUUACAAACUAUCUUCUGGAAUGCUUGACUAGCAGGACGCACCUUUUCACCCUUGUGUAUUUGAUUGUACAGAGAUUUUGUAAAUAAUAUUAACAUGAUAUAUUCUACACCAGCAAUCUGUCCGUUGGUUACGUUGUUUCAGCUGUUCAGGGCCUGGCUUCCCAAACAUGACUCAGCAAUUCAUUUACAAUCCCAAUGCAGACAGAAGAUGAAAUGAGACAAACUACUUUUCUCUGCAGUUUUACCAGAGCUGUGAUGAAUAGCAUUAGCAAAUCCUUUUAGGAGUCUGUUUUAACCUGCUUGUGGUAUAUGAUUGAUGAGAGUUUCCUCAUUAGGACUAGAUACAUGUCUAGAUGUUUAUCAGUGAUUGUCUAAAAUGAUUGGCAUACAAUGUGCAUGUGUUAAACCCACAAACGUUUUUCUUUUUUCUUUUUUUUUACAUUUAUUGUCACUUUAAAUAAAAUAUCCUCAAUUUUAUUCAGAUCCAUUUGACUUUGAAUAAAAGUAGCCAUGCUAAAUAAGUCAUACUUGAUUGUGAUUGAGAAGUGAAGGGGAAAUAUGGUAUGUUGAAUAAGUCUUUAACUGGCAUUGAUGCUCUUGAUGUCCACAGCCGGGAUGAUGAUUUUCUGCCUGCUAGAUUUCAGUGCAGCUCCUCUGUGACCUGGAUCUGGGUGUGAAAGUUUUGGGAAGCCAAGUGCUGGUUGUUGGUGUCAGUUCUGCUGCUGCUUUUAACUCCGGUUUGAAAACAGAAAGAAAGGGUUAGAAAAAAAGAAAUGAAAAAAAAAAAAAAAAUGGCUCCCUGCCUUGUGCAAUGCGUAUGUACUGAAGUGAAAAUAUUUCUUUUUUCUACAAAAGGAAUUAAACUAAAACUGGAUGA
Messenger RNA from Sander lucioperca (pikeperch), 8028 nucleotides. It is a transcript of the gene pank1a, whose product is annotated as pantothenate kinase 1a. The transcript is spliced from 8 exons. The coding region runs from base 542 to 1900 and encodes 452 amino acids. Gene Ontology annotation, biological process: coenzyme A biosynthetic process. NCBI's taxonomy places the organism in Eukaryota, Metazoa, Chordata, Actinopteri, Perciformes, Percidae. The record is from RefSeq and is a predicted model, not a curated record. Gene Ontology annotation, cellular component: nucleus; cytosol. Gene Ontology annotation, molecular function: pantothenate kinase activity; ATP binding.